Molecule: messenger RNA, 2970 nt
Organism: Hydractinia symbiolongicarpus
Lineage: Eukaryota; Metazoa; Cnidaria; Hydrozoa; Anthoathecata; Hydractiniidae
Product: PC3-like endoprotease variant B
Exons: 2
Coding region: 104-2560 (818 amino acids)
Biological process (GO): protein processing
Cellular component (GO): trans-Golgi network; Golgi membrane
Molecular function (GO): serine-type endopeptidase activity
Source: RefSeq, a predicted model, not a curated record
UUAAUCACAACAUCAGAAUAGAGGAACAUAUUGAAAACGUUUGUUGCUGGUUGAUGAACAUAAAGAAAAAACUAAAAAAAUUUAUCCAAGGGAUAGAUGUAAAAUGAUUAUAUCAUGGUUAUUAUUUCAUGUACUACUUAAUUUUUUACUGAUCCAAUGCGACGGUAAAAAUGUAGAGGUGUAUAGUAAACUUAAGGAUCGAGCGAAGAGAGAUACAGAACUAGAAGAAACACUUGUUCACCUUCGCUCUCUUCUGAAGGAUCCUGUCGAUGAAGAACAUGAUAAUUUAGACACAGAAUCUGAUGACACCCAUGCACAUGAAUGGACACUUCAAAUUACAGACGAUGAUGACAAUAUUGCAAAAGAAAUUGCCAGCAAAUAUGGUUUUGAUCAUUACACCAAAGUGAGUGUUGGGCCUGGUGUAUAUCGGUUUUCUCAUGACGGUAAAACGUUUGCAGAAACCACUGAUGAUGGAACUAUUGUUGAUGAAUCUACCACAGAAAAAAUUGUUUCAAAAAGAGAUCGUAUAGAAGGUGUUAAAAGAUUAGCUGAAGAUGAAAAAGUUAGGUGGUAUAAGAGAGAGAGAAUUCUAUCUAGGGAAAAACGAGUUCCAGAAGAUUCUAAAAAUCUGCAACAACAUGCUUUUGUACUAAACGAUCCGAAAUUGUCUCGUCAAUGGUACAUAAAAAAUGUGGGACAAACAGCUGGCCCUGCAUCCUCUGAUAAUCACACAUUUGACAGUAACAUUUUUCCUGUAUGGGAAAUGGGAUAUACUGGGAAAGGUGUUGUUUUAUCAGUACUGGAUGAUGGUAUGGAUCACACCCACCCAGAGUUAAAAGACAACUAUGACCCAAAAGCAAGUGUAGAUCUAAACGGUCAUGACAAUGAUCCGUUUCCAAAUGAUAGUGACCCAUACAAUGCUCAUGGCACAAAAUGUGGUGGCACUAUAGCUGCCAAAGCAAACAAUUCCAAAUGUGGUGUUGGUAUAUCAUUUGAUGCAAGUAUUGGUGCUAUUCGAAUGUUGGAUGGAAAAGCAACUGAUGGUUUGGAAGCAAAUGCUUUAUCAUUUCAUCGAAACCAUAUUGAUAUUUAUAGUUGCUCUUGGGGUCCGAAGGAUAAUGGACAAACUUUUGGUAGGCCAGGUAGACUUGGUCGUAUUGCGUUAGCUCAAGGAACCAAAUAUGGCAGAAAAGGAUUGGGAUCAUUGUUUAUUUGGGCAACUGGAAAUGGGGGUACUAUGUCGGAUGAUUGUAAUGCAGAUGGGUAUGUCAACAGUAUCUACACGCUUGGUAUUGGCUCCGUAAAUGAACAUGGUGUAUCUACAUACUACGGUGAAAAAUGCCCAGCCAUGAUGGCAGUAACAUACUGUAGUGGUAAACAUACCAACGAUUAUUUCGGAGAUAUGCAUGCUGAUGUUAUUACAACCUAUCUUCAUCAUCAAUGCACGAAGCACUUUGUUGGUACGUCAUCUGCUGCUCCUCUUGCUGCAAGCAUAUUUGCGCUAGUGUUGCAAGCAAAUCCUAAGUUAACAUGGAGAGACUUACAGUAUCUAGUGUUUCACACUGCCAAGAAAAUCAGUCCUUUGGACCUUGGAUGGAGUACGAAUGGGUGUGGUAAACCGUUUAAUCAUAAAUUUGGCUUUGGAGUUCUGGAUGCGCAUAAGUUAGUCAAAGCGGCGUUGAAUUGGACCACUGUUUCUGAGCAGAAAAGUUGCCAUUUCAGGUUGAACUUUAAAAAGGGGGACAUUCCAUCGCGUCACCACUUUAAAUUAAACUUCACCACCAAUGGAUGUCAAAGUUGCAAGAAGAAAAUGGAAGAUGGUAAAUGCAAGAAUGCUAUCACAAAAUUGGAGCACGUCGUAGUUAAUGUCACUUUGAAGCAUCGUCGACGUGGAGACCUAAGCAUCGACUUAAUCUCACCACAUGGCACUGUUAGUCACUUGUUACACGUGCGUCCAUUUGAUGAAUCGUCAGCAGGGUUAAAAGGUUGGUCCUUCAUGACGUUGUUUAAUUGGUGUGAAAAUCCGAAUGGUACUUGGCAAUUGGUGUUUACGGACAAUUUACCAAGCCAUCCGUUUAGCAAGGUAAAGAAACGCGAUAUGGAAGAAGAGUAUAUUCACAUGUUGGAUAAACGAAAGAAAGCACAAAUGGAAAAACGUCGACAAGGCUCAGAUGACGAGUCUGGUGUAACGACUACUGCUGAGAAACAAAUCUAUGGUGACGAAAGAGAUGCAAAAGAUUUAAAGAGGGAGUUUUACGAGUAUCAGAGAUCUAAAGCCGACGAAUACCGACGACGCAACGAAUACAAUCCGUACAAACGGGAGGAGAAUUACGAUCGGUACAGCGAUCAAAACGACGAUAAUUAUCGGUACCAACGUCAAUAUAACGGCCGAUAUAGGCGAGAAACGGGCGACGACGAAAAUGAUAAAACCGAUUAUAUGUUAUACAAGAAAAAUAACGGUUUGUCAUAUAAAUAUAAUGUGGAAGAUGAAGUUUUGAGCAAGAGUGUAUUAGCUGGUGAGGUUAAAAGUAUUUCAGUGACAUUUUAUGGCACUUCCUAAUAUGUAAACUAUGUUGCAUUUUACUAAAAAAUAUAUGGCAGUAUGUAAAUUAUGUAUUAUAUAUCGUGGUUUGUAACACAUUCAUUCUUUCUUUCUUUUCUUUUUUGCCACUGAGUAAACGAAUGGCACUUGUGUUUUAAUGAUUGAUCAUCCCCAAUAGUCAACAAAUGGCUUUAUUAUGUUCUGUUUUGAAUUAAUAGUUACGAAUGGAAGACAUCCUUUUAAAAUUUGUUUUUUGUUGUAUUGCUAUGUAUUUAUUUAGGUAUUAUAUUUAUGAAGACUAGCGUCCAUCUUAGUGGUAAAAUGUUUAUUUUUUCACGCUGCUAAGAUGGCUAGUCUACAAAAAUCUAGGGAUCAAGUUUUUUGUUGUAAAUUAUGUCAUUUGGGUAUUAAGUGGAGCGCAUCAUACA